AUGUCAUUUGAAUUGAUAAUUCCAACAGCAACGAAGGAUGUUCCAUAUGGUGCUAUCGGUAUAGCCCAUUAUCUAUCCACAAACGCUGAUCCUGCGUGCUCCCCAUUCGAGUACUCCCAUGUAGAUGUACACACGGAUUUCAGCGACGACGCCAAAGCGGCUACCUUCAAAUCCGCAGAUGGCGCCCAAGUCACUGAUCUCCACACUAUUCUUUCAGUCUUGGCCCACGCUGGUAACAUCUCAGGCCAGUCGGAGGACAAGGGCUUAGUCGAGGCUUAUGUCAGCGACGCAGCGGCUAUGUCCAAGCAAUCAUUCCCUCAGCUGACGCAAUCACUCAACAAGCUCGAUGAUAUUCUCUUUCUCCAUGCGUUCCUCGUUGGAUACGCACCAACUGUUGCUGAUUUUGCUAUUUGGAGUUCAAUCAAGUCCUCAUCACUCGCUCUCGGCAUUCUCAAGAAGAAUCAGCACCAAAAUGUUGUCAGAUUCCUUUCCUUCUUCGACACUCUCGCUCAGCCAGCGUUGCAAGCCCACGCAGCAGCCAAGUCUAAGAAGGCGUCUACCAAGACGGCCUCUGGUGGUUUCAGUAUGGGUUUGAAGAACGCAGAGCAAGGCAAGGUUGUCACUCGUUUCCCACCAGAACCCUCUGGAUACUUGCACAUUGGUCACGUAAAGGCAGCUAUGCUCAACGACUACUUUGCCAAGAUGUACAAUGGCACGCUGCGCAUCAGACUCGAUGACACCAACCCUGUCAAAGAGGACACAGAGUACCAAGACGUGAUUUUAGAAGAUCUCAAAAUGAUGGGUAUCACAUCUAAGCUGGUUACCUUCACUUCCGACUACUUUCAACUCCUCUACGACAAGGCUAUCGAGCUUAUCAAACUCGGUAAGGCAUACGCAGACGACACACCUGCAGAGGAGCUCAAAGCACAGAGAUUCAACCGCCAGCCUUCAAAGCACCGCGAUAUGCCAGUCGAUGAGGUACUCAAGCAUUUUGAGGAGAUGAGCAAGGGUACAGAAGAAGGCAACCGCUGGGUCCUUCGCGCUAAGAUCAACUAUGCAAGCGAUAUAGGCACGAUGCGUGAUCCUAACAUCUACAGAGUGGUGCCACACGCUGACCACCACCGCACGGGUAAGCAGUGGAAGGUAUACCCACUCUACGACUUCUGCAUGCCGAUAAUAGAUUCCGUGGAGGGUGUGACCCAUGCACUUCGUUCGAACGAAUACCACGAGCGUAAUCCACUGUACAACUGGAUCGUCGAUACGCUCUCCAUGCGCAGAGCUGAAAUUUGGGACUUUGGAAGAAUGAACUUCACCUACACUCUACUUUCUAAGCGCAAACUGGGUAAACUCGUUGAAGCUGGUAGUGUGAAAGGUUGGGAUGACCCUCGCUUCGCUACUGUUAGGGGUAUUUUGCGCAGAGGUAUGACUGUCGAUACACUGCGCGAAUUCAUCCUUCUACAGGGUCCAUCACAGAGCGUCGUCAACCUCCAAUGGGACCAGAUCUGGUCUAUGAAUAAGCAGCGUAUUGAUCCCGUCAUUCCACGUUUCACAGCUUGCGAGAAAAAGCAUCUCGUAAAGGCUGUUGUGAAUGGCGCCCCAUCGUCUAUCGAAUACAAGGAGCUUCCUCGCCAUGCUAAGAACAAUGAUCUCGGUACGAAGAAGGUUGCUUUCUCUAACGAGGUUUACAUGGACCAGGAAGACGCACAGUCGUUCGCCGAUGGCGAAGAAAUCACCAUGAUGGCCUGGGGUAACGCUUUCGUUAAGGCGAAGGAGGUAAAUAGUGAGGGAAUGGUCACUGGACUCACCCUCGAUCUGCACUUGGAGGGUGACUUUAAGAAGACUAAGAAGAAGGUGACGUGGUUGUCCGCUAAGAAUGAUUUCGUUGGCGUUAAGCUGAUGGACUACGAUUAUCUCAUCAACAAACCUCGUUUGGAGGAAAGCGACAACUUAGACGAUUUCCUCACUCCUGUCACAGAAUUCGUCACGGAUGCUGUCACCGAUUCUAACAUCAAGUCACUCAACAAAGGCGAUCGCUUCCAGUUCGAGAGAAAGGGUUACUUUAUUGUGGAUGCUGUCAAGGAAGAUGGCACAUACGAACUGAUAAAAAUCCCAGACGGCAGGGUGGCAUCGACUAUUAGCAAGGGUGAUGAGAAGGCGCAAGCUAAGCAGGCUGCGCAGCCCAAGAGAGAUAAGAGGGAGAAGAAGGAGAAGGGUAAAGAGGGUAACGCUGGCAAGGCAGGUAAGGCGCCUUCUGUCACCGACAUUGCACCUUCACAGGCAAUUGAGUACCUCAGUCUGAGCGACAAGAAUGAUGGCUUUGAGAUACCUGUCAAGAGCAAGAUGUACAAUGUCGGUAGUGUUUUUGGAGAUGAAAAGGUGGACACCAAUGUCAAGACGGACAUGUACAAGGUGGAUCCAAUUUACAAGCACUAG
Wallemia ichthyophaga EXF-994 is the source of this 2433-nucleotide messenger RNA. RefSeq names its product putative glutamate--tRNA ligase, cytoplasmic. Gene Ontology annotation, cellular component: methionyl glutamyl tRNA synthetase complex; cytosol; cytoplasm. The record is from RefSeq and is a predicted model, not a curated record. The transcript has 2 exons. Gene Ontology annotation, biological process: glutamyl-tRNA aminoacylation; translation. NCBI's taxonomy places the organism in Eukaryota, Fungi, Basidiomycota, Wallemiomycetes, Wallemiales, Wallemiaceae. Bases 1 to 2433 code for a protein of 810 amino acids. Gene Ontology annotation, molecular function: ATP binding; glutamate-tRNA ligase activity.